Molecule: messenger RNA, 2707 nt
Organism: Atta colombica
Lineage: Eukaryota; Metazoa; Arthropoda; Insecta; Hymenoptera; Formicidae
Gene: KrT95D
Product: phosphofurin acidic cluster sorting protein 2
Exons: 12
Coding region: 1-2532 (843 amino acids)
Biological process (GO): protein localization to plasma membrane
Source: RefSeq, a predicted model, not a curated record
AUGGCGGAGCGGACGAAGGUGACAGCCCCGGCUACCCGGCCUGUUCCUAUGAAGUUGUUUGCCACCUGGGAAGUAGAUCGUACUCCUCCGAAUUGCAUACCCAGGUUGUGUUCCUUGACUUUAACUCGAUUAAUAAUACUCCGACCGCUCGGCUCAGACUUAGCGUCCAUCAGCAUCGCGGUCAAGAUGCAGAGCUCCAAGAGAACCUUGCGUUCCAAUGAGAUGGCUAUACCGACUGGCGGCAUACUCGAUACGGAACUGGAAUUGCAAUUUGCACUUCAGUAUCCACAUUUUCUCAAAAGAGACGGCAACAAACUUCUGAUAUUAUUGCAGAGGCGAAAACGAUACAAAAAUCGUACGAUGCUUGGAUACAAGACUCUCGCAGAGGGAAUUGUUAACAUGGCGCAAGUGCUACAGAAACAAAUGGACGUCGAGUUAGAACUCAUAUCAGAUAAAGCGGAAAAAUACGGUGGUCACUCAGUCCCAUUAGCACGUGUGAACGUUGUCGCUCUGAGUUCUCAGCCAGUUGAUCAUGAUAAAAGACUGACAAAUGAUCCCAACGAGAGACUCUGUCCGGAAUUUAGUGACGAGGAGGAGGAGUUUAGCUCGGAGGGUGAGGCAGAGGGUAGCGAUAGCGAGCCUACAUUGGAGGUACACAGGCGAAAGAGUCGCGGGAAGAUUCCAGCGAAUGCCAGGCAAAGAAAUUUAAAGCAAAAGUUUAUAGCUCUUCUAAAGCGAUUUAGAGUAUCUGAGGAGUUGGAGCACGAUCAAGAGGAGAUUGGACAAAAACUUUCAGGCGGUGAUAUGGAGAUAGAAGAAUUGUUCAACGAAUUAGAAGAUUUAUCAGACAGUGGGCCAGAAUUGGAUACCAUGUCUGUUAGUAGUACACCGAAGCCCUCGCUAAGACCUUUUUUCAGCUCUAGUCGAUCUCUUCUCGCGCCACCUCAUUCCGUAGUAACCAACGAGACUGCUGGAACUAUUUCAACGACUACUACGUGUCAACAGCUCGCGGGUCAGCCAACUAAAGAGAAACAUCGUAUUGGACAUACAAUUCCGGAACGUGGGGUGGACAGACAGAGCGAUGACAGUUCUCGAAGAGCUGACAGCGAUUCUCAUCCUGAAAAUUGGACAGAUCACGAGGCGAAUGAUCCACCGAAUUAUGUAUCGGGUUCUCCCCCAAAAUCAAUGGAGCAACCUAAUAAGAACGAAAGCUCCGAAAGAAGAAGUAGACUCUUUGCACGUGAUAGAGGAACGCCUGGCAGUAAUAAAUCCAAGAAACACAGUCUGAGUGUCGAUCUGAAACCUUCAGCCGAUUUAAAUAACACAGAACCGAGAAAAGCUUUAGUCGAACAACUAAGUCGAGUGUUACCAGAUGAUAGUUUACCAGAGGCUGUGUCGUUGAUAUCCAUAGCAGAUCCUGGUGGUGCUGUAUUUGCUGCAAAACUUCAAGAAAGAAAUCAUAAAGUUCUGACAACCGCCUCUCCGGCUGACAUUCGUGCAACAUUCACGUGUUUGGUCACGCGAAUACAAAAAUUUUGCAACAGUUCCGCAAAGCCACCGGCACCCAUAAAGGUUAUUAUUGCUGGCGGAGAUAGUUUCAUAAAUGCAGUUCUCCGUCAUUAUGUCGAUUUGUUGAGCUUCAGACCACCAGACUGGCAAAACUACAUGAAAUUCUUAGUGGUUCCACUCGGUUCAAACACAUUAACGCGAUACCUUAGUUCUAUUGAUACCAAGUAUUCGAAGCUUUUUGGAGAUGAGUGGAAGGAGCUUUUAGAAAGAGAAGGUGGAGGAUCGAGCGAAUGUGCGGCACGAGCAUCGGAAUAUCUGGCCACAGCAAAUACAAUUCUACUACUACCCAUAGCAGAAGCUAUGGUUACAUAUAGGGAAACAGACGACAGUAGCCAAAUCUUUAUUCCCUUUAUAAAUGACGUUCGUGUGGGUUGCCCAGAGAGUAGUUCUUCCACUUCUGUCGACCUGGAAGAAAGCAAUGUUAGUAUGUCCGGUUCUCCGCCUUCCUUACCUCCUCCAAGUUUGCCUGUUCCAACUCCCGGAAAAUUGACACCACCUAGUAGUCCUAACGUCGGCCAACCUGCGAGGGAAGGAUGGGAACCAGUGGAGCUACAACUGGAUUAUUGGAGUAAACAGACUCAAGGUGAAAAAGGAAAGAGUACGUUACGUCAAGCUUUCAGAGCGUUGCAUGUGCAAAGACUUCCCUCAUUAGGCGAAAUUCCAGGACAUCACUUGUCUAUGAAUUUCACGACAAAAGAGAAAAAACAAAAAAUAAUGAGAUUAGGUAAAAAAAAGGAAAAAGAGAAAGAAAAUGAACCAAAAAGUCAAUCGGUGGAUGGAGUGACACGUCUCAUAUGUUCUGCGAAAACUCACAACAUUCCAUUAAGAGUGAGUAUUGAUGGUACCGAAUGGUAUGGUGUAAAAUUCUUCCAACUAUCGGCGCAAUGGCAAACGCACAUCAAGACGUUUCCAAUAGCAUUAUUGGAAUAUAAUCCGCAACAACAAACUUCGACUGCUACGUAAAUUUCUGUUAUUACAGUAUUUCUAUUAAUCAAAGCUUCUAGCGAUUUAUGCAUUUUGCACCAUCAUCAUUAAGAAUAAUUUGACUUGUUUUAUACGCAAACCCGAUAACCAUUUACUUCUUAAGACUGCUCAGUAAGAAUUAAAAUUUAGAAUGCUAUGAAUUCUCAUACUCGAA